GUGUUAGGCUUAUUCCAUCUUUUGAAUAGAAUAAAUUAGAGAAGAAAAAGUCUCAAAUCAGGUGGAAUGGGUAUCUGCAUAUCCUCUGAAUCUUCAGCGAUUCAUGGAGCCCCUGAAGAGGCUCGUGAUGAAAAUGUGUUAGUGUUUGAAGCAACCAAGGUUCUAAGUGGACUUUGCUCUGCUUACACUAAACAAGGUAGCAAAGGACUUAACCAAGAUGCUGCCACUCUUUUUCAGGGUUAUGGAACGGAAAACGCAGCAUUUUGUGGCGUAUUUGAUGGGCAUGGAAAGAAUGGUCACAUAGUAAGCAAAAUAGUAAACAGCCGUUUGUCUCCGCUCAUAUUGAGCCAAAAGAAAGUGCAUGCAAAGAUUGACACGGUUCAAAAGGGUGAUAAAAUAAACCAUGUGGACACAGAUGAAGACAAUUCAUCAGCUCCAAACACGAAUUGUCAUGAAUGGAAAGAGGCUAUUCUUGAUGCUUUCAGGGUGAUGGAAAAGGAGCUCAAGCUACAAGAGAAUAUAGAUUCCACUUGCAGUGGAACCACGGCUGUAGUUGUCAUAAGACAGGGUGAAGAUCUUGUCAUAGCAAACCUUGGUGACUCGAGAGCAAUCUUGGGGACAAUCUCUGACGGUGAAAUCAUACCCAUUCAAUUGACAACGGAUAUGAAACCUGGAUUACCUCGCGAGGCAGAACGAAUAAGAAGUUGCAACGGUCGUGUAUUUGCGCUGAAGGAAGAACCACACAUCCAGAGAGUGUGGUUACCCAAUGAGAACUCACCAGGCCUAGCCAUGUCUCGAGCUUUUGGAGAUUUCAUGCUCAAAGACCAUGGCAUCAUUGCCGUCCCAGAUAUUUCAUAUCGCACGCUGACAUCCAGCGACCAGUUUGUUGUACUUGCAAGUGAUGGGGUGUGGGAUGUACUAAGCAACAAGGAGGUUUCCUCAGUUGUGUGGGAGGCAGACACUGAAAAAGAUGCAGCAAGGGCAGUAGUGGAAGCAGCAACCGCAGCAUGGAAACAAAAGUAUCCUUCUUCUAAGGUAGAUGACUGCACUGUGCUUUGCCUCUUCCUCCACAAGAAACCACAGUUUCUUGGUAACUAACAAAGUUGCCAUGUGAACAUCAAGUUAUAGCUGGGUACAUCAUCACUUGGUAGCUGGCAUGUUAGUUGGGAUGUUCGAUGACAUUGACAGAUACAAGUUAUAGAAAGCUGAUAAGAGGGUGUGUUGCUUCUGUUUUUCUAUUAGUUUGCUCUACUUUCUUUCUUUUACUUUAUAAGUAUCCAUGUGUCUCUCCUAUCAUAUCUAUCUCGUAUCAUAUAAUCUUUUAUUCCAUUUAAUACACAAUAUUGAGUUAUUUCUACA
Molecule: messenger RNA, 1359 nt
Organism: Glycine soja
Lineage: Eukaryota; Viridiplantae; Streptophyta; Magnoliopsida; Fabales; Fabaceae
Product: probable protein phosphatase 2C 72
Exons: 5
Coding region: 67-1098 (343 amino acids)
Biological process (GO): protein dephosphorylation
Molecular function (GO): protein serine/threonine phosphatase activity
Source: RefSeq, a predicted model, not a curated record